Molecule: messenger RNA, 1251 nt
Organism: Rhopalosiphum maidis (corn leaf aphid)
Lineage: Eukaryota; Metazoa; Arthropoda; Insecta; Hemiptera; Aphididae
Gene: wbl
Product: endoplasmic reticulum resident protein 29
Exons: 3
Coding region: 151-915 (254 amino acids)
Biological process (GO): protein secretion
Cellular component (GO): endoplasmic reticulum lumen; endoplasmic reticulum
Source: RefSeq, a predicted model, not a curated record
AAACGUGAGCACGAGACAUAACAACCGUUGUUCAAUGUAAGUUAUCGUUCAAAUAAUAAUAUGUUUUGAUGUAAUUGAGUCAUAAAUCACACGUUGAAACAUACUUUAUUACUCUAUUAAGUCUGGAAUUCGUAAAUCGAACGCCCAUCCAUGUUCUGCCUUGCUAAAAUGCCUUUUUUACAGACCUUGUCGGUAUUCGUGUUGUGUUUUUGCGCGUGUCAUGCUACACAAUCCAAAGGAGUAGUUUCCUUAGACUCGUUGACUUUUGACAAGGUUCUUUCAAAAUUUAAAGUGUCAAUUGUCAAAUUUGAUGUCUCAUAUCCAUAUGGCGAAAAACACGAAGAAUUUGUAAAAUUAGGUUCUGCCUAUCAAUCGGUAGAAGAUUUGCUUGUAGCUGAAGUACCAGUAAAAGAUUAUGGAGAUAAAGAUAAUGAAGAUUUGGCCAUCAGGUAUGGUGUAUCAAAAGAAAAUUACCCAGUCGUGAAGUUGUUUGUGAAUGGCCAAUCAGAGCCGUAUGUGUAUAAUGAUGAAGAUUUCAAUCAGGAUAAAUUACAAAAGUUUGUUGUUAAGCACAGCAAGGAAAUUUUGUACAUCGGACUUCCAGGUACAUUAGAAAAGUUUGAUGGUUUAGCAUCAGAAUUUGCCAAGGAAAAAUCAGUGGACAAACGUAAAGAAAUAUUGCUGAGAGCUGAGAAGUUGUGGGAUAUCAGUGAAGGCAAGCAGAAGCAAAAGUCAGCUGAGGUGUAUGUGAAAAGUAUGAGAAAAGCUUUGGAAAAGGGUGACGAGUUUUUCCAUACAGAAACUGUUCGCAUCAACAAUGUGCUUAAGGGUUCAAUGACUAAAGAAAAAAAAGCUGACUUAAGUGUUCGUUUAAACAUUUUGGAGUCAUUCAAAGUACAACACGAUGAAUUGUAAACUUCUUUGUUAGAUAGACUACUUAUUUUAAAUGAGGUAUUUUUGGGGGUUGUGAUAUUUUUGUAAACUAUUUUUUUUUAGUUUUUAAAAAGAACAUAUUUUUAUUAUUACUUCAUCGAUUAAUGAUGCACAUCAACAGAAGUGGGUUUAUAUUUUUGCAUGUGUUGUCAGGCACAUAUACAGGGGGUUGGGUUAAGUUCAAAUUCCCCCGAAAUAUUUUCAAGUAAAGAGGAAAAAAUUGUUUUAUCAUGUUUCAACACAAUUUGUAUUGCUAAAUUUUGUACCCCCCUCAAAUUUUUUUUUUAUACGUGCCUGUGUGUUGUACACAAUAUAAAA